This is a messenger RNA of Durotheca rogersii, 1610 nucleotides long. RefSeq lists its product as uncharacterized. The transcript has 2 exons. Bases 101 to 1336 code for a protein of 411 amino acids. The record is from RefSeq and is a predicted model, not a curated record. NCBI's taxonomy places the organism in Eukaryota, Fungi, Ascomycota, Sordariomycetes, Xylariales, Xylariaceae.
CACCAUCGCGUCAACCUCCCCUAGUCCGUCGUCCAUCUGGCACCGGCCCCAGUGGUGAUUCAGCUAUCAUAACGGACCCGUUCUGAAACCUCGGCCCACCAUGGACCAUUCCUCCGAUCACUCGACCCUCACCACUAUUGGCGGAUGGGCAGUCUUGCUCGGGCUGGGUGUAGCCCUCUGGUACUCAAGUCAGCAGAAGCAGAAGAAAGCAACCGACCGUUACGGUUCUGCCCCGAAGCAGUCUGGAAAACAGGCUAGCACUGACUCGGUUGGUGAUGCUAAGAAGACAGAAAAACCUACAAAACCAAAGCCCAAAGCACCUACGAGUCCAACUAGCGAAGCUUUCACAUCGAGUGUCGAGUACAAUCGAGAAGAGGACGAAGCUGCCGGUCGCAAAGCCGACCGAGAAUUUGCCCGUCAAUUGUCCAAUGUCCACACCGGAACCAAGUUCAAUAACAAGAAGUCGGACGAGAAGAAGCAAAAGUCCAUCAAGCAGUCCAAGGCCCAAGAACUCCCUGAUGAGAAGAAGGCUUCUGCUCCCUCUUCCCACGCGGACGAUGCCGAUGACGACUUGUCCCCGCAAAUUUCCCCUGUCGUCGGAGCCGCCGACGAACAUGGUGUAGCUGACAUGCUAGAGCCUCUUCCUUCCGGUCCUACCGUUCUACGUCUUACCGAUGUCGAUGCUAAGAAGCCCAAGGAGCGAAAGCAGAAGGCACCUGAGGUUGUCGAGACGAAGAAACAACGCCAAAACCGAAAGAAGGUCGAGGCUGCCAAGGCUGCCCGAGAAGAGGAUGAGAAGGAACGCAAGGUCAAGAUGGAGCAGCAACGACGAACUGCUCGCAUCGCCGAGGGACGAGCUGCCAAGGACGGAUCAUCCUUCAUGGCCAACACCGAGAAUGCCUGGAAUGGAAACAAGAAGGCUUCUUCUGACAGCAAGGAUGUCGUGCAGCCGUUAGAUACGUUCGAGCAACAACGUAAUGUCAAGCCAGUCAAACAGAACACGUCGAACGGUGCUACGACUGCUAAAGACAAGAAGUCUGACGAAUGGGUGGCCGGCAUACCUUCUGAGGAGGAGCAGAUGGAGAUGAUCCGACAGGAAGACUCGUGGAGCGAAGUCAAGACUAAGAAGAAGGGCAAGAAGAAGGAAGCCCCCGGCGAGACGUCAGCCCCGUCGGUUCCGGCCACGAAUGGUACCGGCGGCGCACCGGCUGCCAAGGCUUCGGUCCCGGUUAACGGCACCAACAAGAAGCCCAUCACCAGCAACUCUUCUUUUGCCGCUCUCACUCCCGAGGAGACGGAGGAUAAUGAGGAAGUCGAGCAGGAGUGGGAUGUGUAGUCGGCUGACGGACGCACUUGGCCGUGAACGUGGUCCGGUUCACCUCUUUUCUCCUUAUAAAUUAUUUGCUCUCGCCGGCGCGAAGCAAUGCACACCAUCCACCGUCGUCCCCCCCCCGGACCCGGUGGUCGACCUCGACAUUGUACAUUACCCUCCACGGAUCAUUCCUACGAAUACAUGGACGUUGAGCAUCCCUCCGUCCUCCCACCCCACACGUAAAAAGUACGGCUUGGACUUUGGAUUGGGCAAGUUACCUUGACGUUUCUCCACCCCG